AUGAAGAACACUUUCAAAGACCCAGAUCACAACAAUCUUCACUCAUCCAUAACCUUCUCAAAGCUAAUAACCUUCUUCUUCCUCCUAAUCUCAAUCUCAUACCUUUUCUACUCUCUCAGAUUCGUUACGCAUAGCUACGAUUGUGGUAACAACCAAACUCACCAAAACCCCGAAAUCAUACCCAUUAUCCAUAAUAGCCACACAAAUUUCCAACCACAAACACAAAACCCAUUUCAAGAGCUAGAAACACCUACCAACAUCUCUCACAUAGUGUUCGGAAUCGGCGCAUCAGCGAAACUAUGGAAAAAGAGAAAAGAGUACAUCAAGCUCUGGUACAAACCAAACCAAAUGCGCGGCAUUGUUUGGCUAGAACAAAAAGUGAAACCAGAUCCCAAAGACAAAGACCUCUUACCCGUCCUGAAGAUCUCCGAAGACACAGCGAAUUUCAAGUACAAAAACUCCAAGGGUCAUAGGUCAGCUAUAAGGAUAUAUCAAGGAUUGUGUCGGAGACGGUGCGGGUCGGGAUGA
This is a messenger RNA of Lathyrus sativus (Indian pea), 528 nucleotides long. The record is from the annotation of a GenBank genome assembly. Lineage: Eukaryota; Viridiplantae; Streptophyta; Magnoliopsida; Fabales; Fabaceae.